Messenger RNA from Chinchilla lanigera (long-tailed chinchilla), 3203 nucleotides. RefSeq names its product eukaryotic translation initiation factor 4E family member 2 (gene Eif4e2). Gene Ontology annotation, molecular function: translation initiation factor activity; RNA 7-methylguanosine cap binding. The coding region runs from base 175 to 885 and encodes 236 amino acids. The record is from RefSeq and is a predicted model, not a curated record. Gene Ontology annotation, biological process: translational initiation. Gene Ontology annotation, cellular component: eukaryotic translation initiation factor 4F complex; cytoplasm. NCBI's taxonomy places the organism in Eukaryota, Metazoa, Chordata, Mammalia, Rodentia, Chinchillidae. The transcript has 8 exons.
UGCGUCUUUGAGCAGUCGCCGCGGUCCGUCCUGCAGGGAAACCGCCCCACACCGGGACUGAGCGUUGAGGUUCCGCUGCGCCCCGCGCAACCGGAAGUGUUCGGGACCUUGGUCGACGGACCCGGCAGAGCGGAAGUCACUCCGUGAGGCAGUGGCGACAGUGGCGGUGAGAGGAUGAACAACAAAUUCGACGCCUUGAAAGAUGAUGACAGUGGAGACCACGAUCAGAAUGAAGAAAACAGCACACAGAAAGAUGGUGAGAAGGAAAAAACAGAACGAGACAAGAGUCAGAACAGCAGCAAGAGGAAGGCUGUUGUUCCUGGACCAGCAGAGCAUCCCUUGCAGUACAACUAUACUUUCUGGUACUCCAGGAGGACCCCAGGCCGUCCCACCAGUUCACAGAGCUAUGAACAGAAUAUCAAGCAGAUCGGCACCUUUGCCUCUGUGGAGCAGUUCUGGAGGUUUUAUAGCCACAUGGUACGUCCCGGGGACCUGACAGGACACAGCGACUUCCAUCUCUUCAAAGAAGGAAUUAAACCCAUGUGGGAGGAUGAUGCAAAUAAAAAUGGUGGCAAGUGGAUCAUUCGGCUGCGGAAGGGAUUGGCCUCCCGGUGCUGGGAGAAUCUCAUUCUGGCCUUGCUGGGGGAACAGUUCAUGGUUGGGGAGGAGAUCUGUGGGGCUGUGGUCUCUGUCCGCUUCCAGGAAGACAUUAUUUCCAUAUGGAAUAAGACUGCCAGUGACCAAGCAACCACAGCCCGAAUCCGGGACACACUUCGGCGCGUGCUUAACCUACCUCCCAACACCAUUAUGGAAUACAAAACUCACACCGACAGCAUCAAGGCCUGGGAGGAGUUUCAUGGCCUAGUGAACAGCAGCGGCCGCUGAUCGGCGCUCCCCCUCUGUCUCACACUCAGGGGACAAUUCAAGUUUUCGAAAUACAAAAAUCACAUUGUGAAAGUACACGAGCUGGCAAUAACCCUUUUCUGUACGUGUGUUUGUCCGGAUGGACGGGAGGCCUCCCGCCAGCCCUUCCGCCUGCUCCUGGAGGGGACACCUGAGCCGCGUGCCCCUUUGCACUCCUCACUCCUGGAGGACCGCUGCCACCGACACCCUCCCCCAUCGCGGGCUUUAGAAAGCAGAAGAAGGAAGCCGUGACUUUGUAACCAACUGUGCUGCCCACCUAUGUGCCGGAGCGCCGCCACACUGUGCCAGGGGCGCGUGUGGAGCCGGCCGAGUUAUCAGUAUUACAGUGCCAUGCAGCCAGGAGCAGUGUGCUGCUGCUGAGGCGGAGGACCCCGUGCCUCUCCAGCUGUGCCGCCGACUGCUCCCUUCCCCCGGCCGCCACCCUAAAAAUGUGUUACUGGUGCAGUGACUGCUUAGAACAUGGUGUCCUCUCCUGCCUUACGCCACAGCUUCCCUCCCAUGGAGCUCCGCCUUCUCGGGCACUGCUGCACUUCGAACUGGAAUCGGUGGGACACGUGGUCCCCCUGACGCAGCGUAGGGGUUUGCCUUGGUGAGCUGGCGCGGAGCCAUCCUGUUGUGGAGUGAGGCUGUCACGCAGGUCCCGGGGCAGCAUGGGGGCCGCUGUCCGGUGUGAUCGGGGCCUAUGUGCCAAGCUUUGGCGAGAAAAGGAGGGACAGCCGGUGCUUGCCAGCUGCUAACACUGAGUUUAUGAAUUCACCUGGGACAGCUGGAGAAAGGGGGAUUGCUGGAUGGCUCGACUCACAUGGUUGUGCCAGUCUGCGGUGGCCCCAAAACCCCACCUUGAGUCUCUGUCUCCCGGUGUGCACGGUGGCAGUGUGUGCUGAUCGCCGGUGCCCAGAGACCCGGCAAAGGCUCCUGCCAGCAGGUGUUCAAGGACUCAGGCGGAGAAGCUGGGGGCUCUGGCUCCAGAAGUAGAGUCAGAGGUCAGAAGAGCACCUGGUUUCCGGGAAUGAUGAACAGUGGCCUCCAGCAGCCUCCAGGUAGCGCUUGGGAGCAGAGCCACAGGACCUUCCGUUGUGGCCUGUCCCUGGAAUACACCCAGGUCGGUCUGUGGGCGUCUCCACCCUUGGCACCCAGGCGUGGCAGGAUCAGAGAGUAGCAGGCGUCCUGUGCUGCGUGUGCUUCACUCUCCGCCAGCUUCCCAGCUCCUGAGCCAUUCGGGGUGCUUUUCCUGAAAGAAUCUGAGUACAAGGGCUUGGAGGGAGGUGCUUCCACGGCAGAGGAGCUCAGGCUGGAUGGAGAAGACGGCACAGCGGCGACUGGACCUCCGGAAGAGGAGCGCUGCAGCGUGCGCUUGGCUGUGAAGGAGGAACAGGAGCAGCGGUGGUGACCGUGGGAUUUGAACGGACCCCAGGAGGGCUUCACUUUCCCCGGUCUCCAAUUGCUGGAAAAUUCCAAAGAGAGCAGACAUUUGGAUUUGCCUUCCUUUGGGCAUCUACCUGACUGGUUGUGUGUGCGUGCAUGUGCGUGCGUGCGUGUGUGUGUGUGUGUGUGUGUGUGUGCAGCACAUUUAUGAGUGAGGGUUUUGUAGGGCCUAGUGGUUAGGUACAGUGUCUGUAGUUUGCCUUUUUUGUCUCAUUUGUUCCGAUUUUUCAAUCGCUGAUGUUUUCUAGAGCUGCUCAAGUUGCCCGAUCCUCCUGGUCAGUGUUUGACAGUUGUUUUUCCUGUCAGAAACACACUGGCCCCGCGCCUGUGAGAAACACGGGUUGGCCUGUUGGGCACGUCCUGCCCCACGGCUGUGUGAGCCUGAGUCUGGUGCAGACCAGACCACGCAUUCUUUUCAGACCAGCUUGAGCCAUCGCUCUGCUGAUUCAGACUCCACAGCUUCCGAUGUGCAGAGGUGGGACAGUCACGGCUGCUGUCACUGGCCCUAGAGAUGGGGCGAGCCAAGGUCUGCAGGGCCUACGGGAGCGGCAUGUUGGUAGCUGCGGGUCCAGCUGGAGAGCGGGGCCUGCUGCGCUGCUCUCCCCGGCCUCCGAGGGGUUUUCCCUGACUUUCCCCCCAAGUCCUCCCAUGCCCUUCUGGGUGUGCCUUUCCCAGGACCCCGGUAGUGGCAGUAAUUUUCCACCCAGACAGAAGCUCGUGGUCCGUGGUGCUCUGAGAAUGAAUUUCCAAGGGUUGGACAGUGGGGGUGGAGCGGGGCUGUGGCAAGAGUGAUGCGGCGUUGCACUUUCCGAGCGAUUGUCCACUGCAGUAAUAAAUGAAAAAUAGCAAGUGUG